AUGCGCUAUGCGUUGCCCGAGGGCGUCACGUGCGAGAGGUGCAUCGUGCACUGGUACUGGGCAACGGCGAACUCGUGCAACCCGCCCGGGUAUGCCAACUACUCGUUCCCACGCAGGUGGGAGGGCUUGCCUGGGGAUGGUGCGUCCACGGGCGGCAUCAAUACAAACUUUCCAGAGUGCGGGAGCUCGGCUAAAGCCUUCCCAGAGGAGUUUUGGGCGUGUUCGGAGAACAUCGUCAUCAAGCCUAGGCGGCAGCGUGCCGCACGCACGAAGCAGAUCUUCCAUGACGGCGAGAUGAACAUCGAAGGCCCGGGUGACUCGUCUACGCAUCGCCCAGGCGUGAUCAAGCCCAGUCAGCCGGCGGCAAGCGCUGCCCCGUCAAUGAUGCUGCCGAGCGAGACCGGGGCUAGCAGUGGCGAACAGGAGGCCAGGCCGACUGAGAGGUCGAGGGCCAUGGACGGCAAGGCGUCGGAUAUUUUACCAGAGUCCGAUGAGGGCGCGAUUGCAGUAACCCCGUCCAUGAUGCCGAGUCAAAGAGCGGCCGAGGCUUACGGCGACCAAAAGAAGACGAGACCGACUGAGGAGAGUGCAGGGGGCGCGGAAGACGAAGAGUCGUACAUGCCACCUGUGGAGUCCGGUGAACGCAGGAACGCAUCCAAAUACAACCUUAUGCGCUACGUCUCCACGUUUGAUACAGGGAAAUGUUUUCGGGUCGACAAAGGAUUAUCCUUCUGUCAGGCCUGUCUGGACUUCGGUCAUGGAGUUACAAAGUGUAUGUGGUGCAUGGCUCAUGAGAACGGCAGAGGAGAAUGCUACGCCGACAUGCCCACGCACUUGUGA
Chondrus crispus (carragheen) is the source of this 840-nucleotide messenger RNA. RefSeq lists its product as hypothetical. The transcript has a single exon. Lineage: Eukaryota; Rhodophyta; Florideophyceae; Gigartinales; Gigartinaceae. Bases 1 to 840 code for a protein of 279 amino acids. The record is from RefSeq and is a predicted model, not a curated record.